AUGACCAGUGACGUGACCAGUGACAGGACAAGUGACAAAACCAGUGACAUGACCAGUGACAGGACCAGUGACGUGACCAGUGACAGGACCAGUGACGUGACCAGUGACCGGACCAGUGACGUGACCAGCGACAUGACCAGAGACGUGACUAGUGAUGUGACCAGUGACGUGACCAUGGUCAGGACCAGUGACAAGACCAGUGACGUGACCAGUGACAUGACCAGUGACAGGACCAGUGACAGAACCAGUGAUGUGACCAGUGACGUGACCAGUGACAGGACCAGUGACAGGACCAGUGACGUGACCAGGGACAGGACCAGUGACAAGACCAGUGACGUGACCAGUGACAUAACCAGUGACGUGACCAGUGACAGAACCAGUGACGUGACCAGUGACGUGACCAGUGACAGGACCAGUGACAAGACCAGUGACGUGACCAGUGACAGACCAGUGACAGGACCAGUGACGUGA
Molecule: messenger RNA, 471 nt
Organism: Candidula unifasciata
Lineage: Eukaryota; Metazoa; Mollusca; Gastropoda; Stylommatophora; Geomitridae
Source: the annotation of a GenBank genome assembly